AUGGUAAAAGUUCUCAGAUGCCCAACUAUACACAAUCUCCCUCAUCAGACAAUUAAUUGUCCUGACGGGUACAGAUACGGAUCUCAUUGCAAUUUCAAAUGUACAAAUGGAUCGCUUAUAAACGGCACGGGCAUAGCUACUUGUGAGAAAGAAAGUAUUGGGGAGUAUGCCUCCUGGCGUUGGGGAGAUUAUCAGCCAUUCUGCGAGGUUGUUCAGCUAUGUAAAGAUGAUCUGCGGCCUCCUGAUAAUGGCGCUGUAGCAUGUUACUACUGGUUAGGCGGAAAGUUUUGUCAAAUGUUAUGUAGGAAUGGUUACGAUGUUCCCCCUGGGUACAUCUAUUCAGAGAUGUAUGUGUGUGGCGAAUCGGGAGAGUGGUUGCCUGGAUCAGCGUUGCCCAACUGUGCAAAAAUAUUUAACAGUCAAACUUCGGCAUUACGAAUGGACGUGAAUUACUACUUCGAUGGAGACUGUAAUAACGCUGACGUGCUAAGAAGUAUUGAAGUAAAAUUCAUCCAAGCAUUGAUGGCUUCUACAUUCAAAGAUGCUUGUGAAGUGUAUGCUGAAAAAUGCCACCCUUGGAAUGUCCAGAUACCUAGUGAAUGUGACGAUCAUGACGAUUGUAAUAUAAACCAAUGCAACGGUGGAUUGUGUAAAGAUGGACUCUUCACAUAUAGCUGUGUCUGUCCGAUUGGACUAAAGGGAGAUAAUUGCGAAAUCAAUACAGACGAUUGUGAGGACAACUCUUGUGAAAACAACUUAAUGUGCAUAGACGAAAUCGGAGGAUAUACAUGCAAAUGUGAUAUCAACUUUAAGGGCGAUUGCUGCGAAAUUGCAGUCGUUGACGGGAGUUGGAGUUCGUGGGGCAACUGGUCAGUAUGUUCUUCUACAUGUGGAAAUGGGACCUCAACACGGAAACGCCUUUGUAACAACCCAACACCAGAUAACGGUGGCAAUGACUGUCUAGGUGAAGCCACUGAAACAAUAGUCUGCAACAUGGCUGAUUGUAUUGUUUGUACAAACUUGACAACCCCAGCCAAUUCGGUCCUCGUCUGUAACUGGAAUACUACCGAGGACGCCGUUGACUGCAAAUUAACCUGUAAGGAUGGCUACGACUUUGAUCAUCCCGCGAAGAAAAACUUCUUUUGUGGACCGGAUACAUUUCACUUAUGGGAUUUCAAAACGGACGAUAACGCUUACGGCCGGCUCCCUACAUGUACAGUCACUUCAGAUGGAUGCAAGGAUACUAUCAUCCAGUCACUGGAAGAAAUACUGACGAAAAAACGCGGCAACGAAUUCAACACGUUUGUGGACGGUGUCGAAUAUGCCGUCAGACAAAACAGCUCUGCGUUUGGUGGAAAGUUUUCUGUGACCCUGGUUCAGUUCCCGUACACAAUUACUGUGGAAAUUGUUGGGCAGACGUCUUGUAUAAGCUGUCCUGAUGGAUUGACUACUGAAGGAAGGGCAUCGACAAAUCU
Molecule: messenger RNA, 1475 nt
Organism: Mizuhopecten yessoensis (Yesso scallop)
Lineage: Eukaryota; Metazoa; Mollusca; Bivalvia; Pectinida; Pectinidae
Product: neurogenic locus notch homolog protein 1-like
Exons: 10
Molecular function (GO): calcium ion binding
Source: RefSeq, a predicted model, not a curated record